AUGGAGUCCAUUGCUGAGUUGGAUGAGGUUGUCUCAGGGUCGCCGCCGGUGUGGUUCGUGGUACUGCUCGCCCUGGGCCUCCACGCCGCGCUCGUCUCCGUGGCGACCUUCCUGGCCUGGCUGCACCGCGCCUUCCUCCGGCCGGGGAAGGACCUGGCCCUGCGCUACGGCGCGUGGGCGGUUGUCACCGGCGCCACCGACGGCAUCGGCCGCGCGCUGGCGCUGGAGCUCGCGCGCGGGGGCCUCCACCUCGUCCUCGUCGGCCGGAACCCCGCGAAGCUGUCCCGCGUCGCCAAGGAGGCCCAGAGGGCCGCGCCGUCCUGCAAGGUCAAGAGCGUGGUAUUCGACCUGGCCGGCGACGCGACGGAGCUGUCGCGCGGCGCGGCGAGAGUGGUGGAGGCCGUGAGGGGGCUCGACGUGGGCCUGCUGGUGAACAACGCCGGCGCGACGUACCCCGGCGCGGCCUACUUCCACGAGGUGGAGACCCCGGUGUGGGAGGCGGUGGUGCGGGUGAACGUGGAGGCGGCGACGCGGAUCGCGCGCGCCGUGGUGCCGGCGAUGGCGGCCAAGGGGAGGGGCGCCGUCGUCAACGUCGGCUCCGGGUCGUCCGUCGUGGUGCCGGCGUUCCCGCUCUACGCCGUGUACGCUGCCAGCAAAGCGUAUAUUGAUCAACUGUCUCGAAGUCUGAGCGUUGAAUACAAACGCUACGGAGUGGACGUCCAAUGCCAGAUCCCUUUGUAUGUGGCGACCAAGAUGUCCCCCGUUAAGGGCGACUCUCCGUUCAUACCAUCGCCGGAGGAGUACGUCAAAGCUGCCAUCCGUUCCAUAGGCUAUGAGCCGAGGUGCGUUCCCUACUGGCGCCACUCGAUCCAGUGGUUCUUGGCGUCUCUGAUGCCGGACUCUGCUCUCAAUCUGUGGCGUCUCCAAGUUGGUAUACGGAAGAGAAAUGAGAUGAGAGCUCUGCUGGGACAAAAGGAGCUCAGCUGA
Molecule: messenger RNA, 987 nt
Organism: Lolium rigidum
Lineage: Eukaryota; Viridiplantae; Streptophyta; Magnoliopsida; Poales; Poaceae
Product: very-long-chain 3-oxoacyl-CoA reductase-like protein At1g24470
Exons: 3
Coding region: 1-987 (328 amino acids)
Cellular component (GO): endoplasmic reticulum
Molecular function (GO): ketoreductase activity
Source: RefSeq, a predicted model, not a curated record